UUUUCCUUCAAAACCCAUCAAGAAUAUAAACAAUUUCAAGAACCCAUCUCAAGAAAUAGCAUAUUGAGGUUUCUUUCGGUUGUUUGGUUUCUCAAGAAAAGAAAUGGACAGGCUUAUAAGCUUGGACCCAUCAAAUCUUGUAGCUAUCAGGAUUGAACCAGGGCAGAAAUGCUAUGGAGAGCUCACUUUGCGCAACGUUAUGUACACCAUGCCGGUUGCAUUCAGAAUCCAGGCUUUGAACAAGACAAGAUACACAAUCAAGCCACAGUCGGGAAUCAUUUCUCCUCUUGCAACUCUAACUAUAGAGAUCACUUACCAUCUCCUUCACACUUCAUUUCUUCCUGAAACGUUUCCUUUCUGCGAAGACACGUUUCUUUUGCACAGUGUGGUUGUUCCUGGUGCAUCGAUCAAACAUCCUACAUCAAAUUUCGAUGUAGUACCUCAAGAUUGGUUCACAGCCAGGAAGAAACAAGUUUUUAUAGAUAGUGGUAUCAAGGUCAUGUUUGUUGGUUCACCAAUUCUUGCUCAGUUAGUUGCUGAUGGAUCAAUGGAUGAGAUAAGAGAAGUCCUUGAGCGUAGCGAUCCAUCUUGGAAUUCAGCUGAUUCAGUUGAUUCUAAUGGACAUACUUUGCUUCAUAUUGCUAUAGCUCAAGGCCGUCCAGAUAUUGUUCAGUUACUUCUCGAAUUCAAACCAAAAGUCGAGCUUCAAAGCCGAUCAGGGUGUAGUCCUCUAGAGGCGGCUGCAGCGGCUGGUGAGGCUUUGAUAGUUGAGCUUCUGUUAGCUAAUAGAGCUAGCCCAGAAAGAUCAGAGUCAUCAACUUGGGGUCCACUCCAUCUUGCAGCUAGUAAUGGACAUUUAGAGGUUUUAAGGCUCCUUUUACUUAAAGGAGCCGAUGUCGAUGCUGUAGCUAAAGGUGGUUUUACUGCGCUUCAUAUGGCUGUUGAAGAAAGAAGAAGAGAUUGCGCUCGUCUUCUAUUAGCUAGUGGUGCGAAAGCUGAUAUUCGGGACGCUAGUGAAGGUGACACCCCUUUGCAUAUAGCUGCAAGGCUAGGAGAUGAAAACAUGGUCAGAUUGCUGUUACAAAAGGGUGGUGCAAAUAAAGAUAUCCGCAACAAGAACGGAAAAAUUGCCUAUGAUGUUGCUGCAGAAUAUGGCCAUAGUCGCCUAUUUGAUGCACUGAAACUAGGCGACAGUCUUUGUAUCGCCGCUAGAAAAGGAGACGUAAGAACCAUACUCAAGUUGAUUGAAAAUGGGGCAGCAAUAAAUGGAAGAGAUCAGCAUGGGUGGACUGCAUUGCAUAGAGCAGCAUUCAAGGGCAACGUCGAAGUUGUUCGCACUUUGAUCGAUAAGGGCAUAGACGUUGACGCUAAAGAUGAAGAUGGCUACACUGCAUUACAUUGCACAGUGGAGUCAGGCCACGUAGAUGUGAUUGAAUUAUUAGUGAAGAAAGGUGCAGAUAUUGAAGCUAGGACUAAUAAAGGUGUCACUGCACUACAAAUCGCCGAGUCAUUGCACUAUGUAGGGAUCAGCAGAGUGCUUAUCCGUAGCGGUGCCGCUAAAGAUGUUAUUAUGCAAUUAGCAGCACCGGUGCACCAGCUUCCUUUUGGGAAAGGCGCUGCGGGGACCGAGGCAGAAAAGACAGUCAAGAAAAGGCAGCCUAGAGCAAGACCAUUGAGGGGCAGCUUUGAUCGGUCGACUCCAUUAGCGGUGCUUUAGGCAUAAGAGUCUUUCUUUUGGCUUCCUCAUCACUUGCAGUUUUAAGGAUCAAAUUGAUUCUUUUUCUUGUUUUUGUAGCAAAGAUUUGUCUAAGUUGUUGACA
Molecule: messenger RNA, 1820 nt
Organism: Ricinus communis (castor bean)
Lineage: Eukaryota; Viridiplantae; Streptophyta; Magnoliopsida; Malpighiales; Euphorbiaceae
Product: protein VAPYRIN
Exons: 1
Coding region: 104-1717 (537 amino acids)
Molecular function (GO): protein binding
Source: RefSeq, a predicted model, not a curated record